Mycosarcoma maydis (corn smut) is the source of this 3891-nucleotide messenger RNA. RefSeq lists its product as uncharacterized. The transcript has a single exon. Gene Ontology annotation, molecular function: microtubule binding. The coding region runs from base 1 to 3891 and encodes 1296 amino acids. Gene Ontology annotation, biological process: mitotic spindle assembly. Gene Ontology annotation, cellular component: mitotic spindle; spindle microtubule; mitotic spindle midzone. The record is from RefSeq and is a predicted model, not a curated record. Lineage: Eukaryota; Fungi; Basidiomycota; Ustilaginomycetes; Ustilaginales.
AUGGCCGAUCCAGAUGCCAUAUACGAGCUGGCGCAACGCAUAGAGUCCAACAUUGAAGUCGACAAGAGAGUAGCUGCGCUCCACUCGUUACAGUCUCUGCUAGAGUCAGCCGGCCAUGUGGUCGAAGCAGACGCCGUCACCUCGGCAGUCAAAGUGGCACUCAGGCAUGCCAAUCAGGCACUUAGCACCGCCUCACUUUCCUUCAUUCCCACGUAUGCCUCCAUGAUCUAUUCCGGCGAUGCAACAGAUUCUCAUUCGCUCCUCAACCACAAUGUCCGCAUGCUCGUCAACUCGGUUGGCUUGCUCGUCAUCGACAAACUCGGCGAUCAGAAAGAACGCAUCAGGGAAGCGGCCCGCACUGCGCUCAUUGAACUCGGUAAUGCUGCCUAUGCCAUCAGCUCGGGUCAUCUAACCACCUCGGGCAAGGGCAAAGAGACAGAGACACCGCUCGGCAUCUUCGAACGCACGCUACGAGAGGCAGGUCUCGCCGCCAAAUUUGCAAGAGUUCGAGAGCAGUCCGUGUUGCUGCUACCUAUCCUGCGGCAGAGCUGCGAAAAGUACCCCAUCAGGCCUCUCCUUUCCACCACCGUUGAGCUGCUCUUGGACGCCGAUGCUACGGUUAGAGAAGGCGCUCGCUCAACUUUGAUAACGCUGUUUAGUAGUGCAACGCCAGCCGCAAAAGCAGAUUUGAAGAAAGAGCUCGAGAAGCGAGCCGUCCGCAAGCAGACAGCAGACGCCAUUCUUCGUGAGGUUCUUGGCGCACCAUCCGCAGCAACCUCGGCGCCCGUGCUCAGUCCACCAGCACCAACAACCUUUGCCCCAACUACACGCAGCCAAUUCAACUCGUCUCAUGGCGCUGAUGCCUCCAUACCGACCUCGUACAUGAAGUCUGCGCCCGCUGCAGGCACCACUUUCCCAUCCAUGCCGUCCGCAUCCGCCACCGCUGCAGCUGACGGCAUUCGUCCGGUAUACAUCGCCUCCCGAUCCGACUUGGAACGCACGUUCACUACCAUGAUGCCAUUCUUCGAAAAUAAAGAGUCAGAACAUAACUGGCUCAACCGAGAGCAGUCCAUGAUUAAGAUCCGCGGUCUCCUAGUUUCGGGUGCUCACCGUCAGUUUGGCGAGACCCUUUUUGUGGCUCAGCUCAAAGCUGUCCAAGAGGGGAUCCUCAAGUGUAUCUCAAGUUUGCGAACAACUUUGUCGAUGCAUGCGAUUCAUCUUGUGCAAGAGCUAGCGAUGGAGCUCGGUGACGACCUGGCCCCCUGCGUCGAAGCCUUCCUGAUACAUCUCGUCGGUAUGGCUGGCUUCACCAAGAAGCUCAUUGCCAACGCAACACAGGAAGCUGCAGCAGCCAUCAUGGUCAACGUCAGCUUCCGCCCACUCUACCUGCAACUGAUCUGGCAAGCUUUCCAGGAAAAAAACGUCGCCACUCGUACCGCUGCCGCCGAACAUCUUUGCACUGUUCUUAAUACGCAUGCUGCGCAUCGCAAGCAUGCUGUCGAGUCGCAUGGUGGCUUGGACUUGCUCGAAAAAUGUAUGAGAAAGGGCGUCGGUGACUCAAAUCCUGCCGCCAGGACCAAGAGCAGGGAAGCUUUUUGGAUUUUUCACAGACACUGGGCAGCUCAGGCAAAUGCCCUCUUGAACUCGCUAGAUCCAGCCAUCAGGAAGCAGGUGGCUGCCUUGGCGCCGUCCGACGUAGAGACUGAUACAAUUGUCGAACAGCAGCCCAAGGCUGACGGUGGACCAGUGAGAGUCAGACCUGGUGGGGCUUCCAUGGCACUAAUCCAAGCCAAAAAGGCUGCAGCACUCAAAGCGGCGCAGGAAAGGGAUCGCAAGAAAGCUGAAGAUGCUGCGGCUGCACACGAAGCUCGUGUCGCAGCUGCUCGAGCUGCGUUAGCUGAGCAGCAGCAGCAGCAGCAGCAGGUCCAGAAGCAUCUGGAGCAACAGGCAUCGGUGGAAGACUUUGUCACUCCUGUUGCUGCAAACAACAAGAAAGGCACAGGGUUCAUGCCAAUCAAGAACCGCAGCCUACAUCAUCCAGGGGGUCAAGGCGCAGGCGCAGCAAACCUUAAACCGGCGACCGAGCUGACGGUAGUGAUCAGCCCGACGGCACAUCAGCGCAUCCAGACGGCUAUCUCGGUCCCCCUGCCCACAAGUCCAACCCCGGCUGUUACACCUAAUGCUAGGAUCAAGAGUAAAAAUCUGUCGCAAACUAGCUGGGAAACGCCUCCACACCCUCGUUCGCCUGGUCUGAGUCCGGUUUCGGCUCGCAGUCGCGCGAUAUCUUCGUCGUCAUACUCAUCGCAAGGUUCAUCGAGUUCGGCUCGCAUGCAAGGGGCUGCGAGCACUCCUCGAUCGAAUCGUGCGCCACCGGUAACGCACAGCACGCUGAAAGCCGACCUGGAGAACCUCAGCAUCGACGGCAUCGACGGAAUUGACGAUGGAGAAGUGACCGCUGACGCAACACAGCAAGCUCGGUUUGCUACGAGCUCGCGAGACAACGGCACGGGAGAAGACGAUACAUUGCAGAUGAACGCUCCGGAAGACGCAUCAAUGGAUUUGAUGGGCAUGGACUUCAAUUCGCCCUUCAAGAUGCCCGCUUCUGGUGGACGAGCUGUCAAGACGCAAUCGGUGCUUUUGGAACGACAGAAUGCGCUUGAUGCGUUGCAGCAGACACCACAGCCAAAGUCGCAUCGGACUAUCUCGACGUCGAGUACAUCGAGUACAAAUUCGUCCACGACUCCGGCGAGUGCCUCUGUUCGUCGAUCCGGGUUGCCGAGGCCUGUGUCAACGAUGCAUUCGCCAUCGCCAUCGGCAUCGGCGUCGCAUAUCAGCGCGGGACACAUACACGCCCCAACGACGAGCCAUCGUGUAUUGUCAUCGACUCCGUCUCGUCGCGCGCCGACAAACGGCGUCAGCACAGCACUCGAGAAUCGAGCAAAGCGGCUCGAUGCUCAAGCGUCGACAGCGUCGGCCUCACCGGCAAAAGCUAAACCAGAAGUCUGGACGUGGAUUCAAGCGCUGAUGGACGGCACGGCGGAUCUUCGCACGUUCCGAAGAUUGGCGCGCCUAUCCAGUGAGUUUGGCAUCUCUGCGACCAAGGCAGCAGACGAGCGCACGGAGCAAGACGACGAAAUGGUGCUUGAACGGGGACCGUUUAGCAACGUGGCUUGGGCGACCAAGUCGGACGGAGCGUUUUCGAGUGGAUUGCAAGCAUGGCUCGAAGGCGGGCUUUUCGGCAAGCUUUUCGAUGGUUUGAAGCGGUAUCUUUGCGUCGGCGAUGGGGGAGGCAGUGGGGAACUGCAGAUGAGUGCGCAGGUGGUACUGCUUCGAUUAGUCGAAAACCAAUUCAGCCUGUUUGGCGCGACAGAUCGAGAGGGUGAGCUGUUGGAUGUGGUGUUGCAAUCCAUCACGCUGCUCUGUGGUACUCGCACGUCGUGCGUGGCGUCUUCGUCGAUCGUAGCGGGUAGAGCGGCUCUGCAAGGAUUUGAAUCCAUCCUUGGCGCAUGGUCGGGACGCUGCGAUCCGGUCCUCGGAUUCGACGCUCUGCUCUCUCGAUCGCUGUCAGACGCGUCGACGGUAGCCGUCCUCCGCUCAGGUUUCACUCCGCUCCUUGUGCGUCUGCCUGCGCAACUCGUGCUCGAAGAUUUCCUCCCGCGUCUAGCUCCGCUGCUGACCUCUACUCUCCACCAUGCCAGUCCAGAAAAACGCUUAACCGCAGUUACCGUGUUGAGGCAUUUGAACGACAUGGUUCGCAUCGACGCGCAAGACAGUCACACAAGGAUCUUUGACGCUCUUGGCCUGACUAUCCGUGACGACGACGACCAGGCCGAGCUCAAGAGCAAGCGCGCGCUGCUAGACGUGCUCAUGUAUUACUUUUCGAAAAACUAA